This is a messenger RNA of Spizellomyces punctatus DAOM BR117, 1281 nucleotides long. RefSeq lists its product as uncharacterized. NCBI's taxonomy places the organism in Eukaryota, Fungi, Chytridiomycota, Chytridiomycetes, Spizellomycetales, Spizellomycetaceae. Bases 1 to 1281 code for a protein of 426 amino acids. Gene Ontology annotation, molecular function: calcium ion binding. Gene Ontology annotation, cellular component: spindle; centrosome. Gene Ontology annotation, biological process: regulation of dephosphorylation; positive regulation of B cell differentiation; T cell homeostasis. The record is from RefSeq and is a predicted model, not a curated record. The transcript has 12 exons.
AUGGCGAGUUGGCGAGCGGCCCUUCAUAGAUGCGCAGAGCAGCCUGUGCACGACAGCACUGAAGCGCAGAAUGAAGAGUAUGAACAUGGCCCACAGCGGGAAAUUCAGAGUGGUAUCCCACGCUUCUUCGUAAAGAAGAAAGUUCCAAGUUCGGAACUAGCUCAGAAGUUUGGAGAAGCCGCCUACGCCGAGUUCAUUUCCUUCCAAAGAAACAGUCUGCUUUCCAACGAGGAGUUGGAUAUUUUGUGGGACGCUCUGUUGGAGAGAGCAACGGGAGAAACCGACGAAGAACGGCAGAUAAGCUAUGCUGAUUUCGAUCAAAUCAAUUCCACAUUGCCAGCAAAGUUUCGAUCCUUCUUCAAGCCUUCAUGCUAUAUGCGAUUUGUUGAAGAAGACGAUGGAACAAUAUCGGUACUUCAGUUUUUCAAUUAUGUGUUGCGUAAAGUUUCCUUGCUCCAAGCUCGCCUUGAUUUGAGUGUCUACGACGAUGACCGCGAUGGUUACCUUACCGAAGAGGAUCUUCAACGUUACGUUGCAGAUUUGAUACCGUCUCUUAACCUGCAUACUCUUAGCAAGUCAUUUCACAAGUUCUAUUUAUGCACUGCGUCCCGAAAGUUUGGGUUCUUCUUGGAUCCCAUGCGACGCGGCAAGAUAGGCAUUCAAAACAUUCUGUUGUCGCCAAUUCUCACUGAACUAUUCGAAUUGCGGGAGCCUGAAUUACCCAAAGACUAUGAACGGUCAAACUGGUUCUCCGCGUACUCGAGCUUACGGGUUUACGGGCAGUUUUUGAAUCUGGACACGGACCGCAAUGGCAUGCUCAGCAGGUCUGAGCUUGGGAAAUACAACAGUGGUUCGCUGACAGAUCUUUUUCUGGACCGAGUCUUCCAAGAAUGUCAGACAUAUGGGGGCGAAAUGGACUAUCGAACAUUUUUGGAUUUUGUGCUGGCCGUGGAAAACAUACAAACACCUGAAGCGAUUAGCUACUGCUUCCGGAUGUUGGACAUCAAAGGAGAAGGAUAUUUGGAUGAGCAUACGAUUAUGUAUUUCUUCAAGGCUGUAGCAGAUAAGAUGAUGUCAAUGGGACACGAGACAGUUGGGAUCCGCGACGUAAAGAACGAAGUAUUUGAUAUGGCGAAUCCCCAAAUGUCGGAUCGGAUUACGUUGACGGACUUGAUCAAAUGUGGAGUAGGAGGCACAAUCAUAAAGAUGCUAUGCGACGUUCAAGGUUUCUGGUCCUACGAGACGAGGGAGGUCCCCGACCCAUCCAAGACGACGGCCUAA